AUGGACUCGGAUGCUUCCGAUUUCUUCCGUUUCGCAAAGGUGAUUGAAGGCUGCCGAUUCGUGGCUAUCAGGAGCUGUCCUGAGUUUGAGUCUGACUCACUCAGUCUCCUUCAAAAGCUCUACCGGAAGCCGGUCAUUCCUGUGGGGUUGCUUCCGGCGGAGGCCAAUGACGGCGAGAGGGACGAGAGCUGGGACUUGUUAAAACAAUGGCUGGACAAGAAAACCGAAAACUCCGUCCUUUACGUUGCACUCGGUUUCGAAGCUCGGGUUUCUGGUCGUGGUUUAGUUUGGGUCGGUUGGGCUCCACAAAAGCGGAUCAUGGCCCAUCCAUCAAUCGGUGGUUUCUUAACCCACUGUGGAUGGAGUUCUGUGACCGAGGCUCUUGGGUCGGGUCGUGUGUUGAUUCUUUUCCCUGGGGCUUGUUCGGAUCAAGGUUUGAUGGCAAGACUCCUAGUAGGUAAGCAGGUCGGGUUGGAAAUACCGAGGAACGAGCAAGAUGGAUCAUUUACAAGUGACUCGGUAAGUGAGUCAAUAAGACGAGUUAUGGUGGAAGAAGAAGGAGAACAACUCAAGAGAAAUGCAUGGGCAAUGAAGGAAAUAUUUGGGAAUGUGCAGUUGCAAAACAAAUAUUUAGACGAGUUCACUCGGGUCCUUGAAAGUGAAUUGGUAUUAACCAAAUCCACUUGA
Vitis vinifera (wine grape) is the source of this 687-nucleotide messenger RNA. RefSeq names its product UDP-glycosyltransferase 91C1. NCBI's taxonomy places the organism in Eukaryota, Viridiplantae, Streptophyta, Magnoliopsida, Vitales, Vitaceae. The record is from RefSeq and is a predicted model, not a curated record. Bases 1 to 687 code for a protein of 228 amino acids. Gene Ontology annotation, molecular function: UDP-glycosyltransferase activity. The transcript is spliced from 2 exons.